AUGUGGAUCCGCACCCCCGUGUUCCCCGCAACUCAGAGCUCGGGAUUGCCGGGACCGGCGCUGGACUUCGCGUAUACCCUCCUGCAGGAGAUCCAAGAUAACGCUGCAGAAUUCUCGCAACGCCUGAUUGAGCAAUUCCCCCAUGACCGGAAGGUGGUCGACAAGUCAGACCUAUGGAGGCAGGCGGGGGAAGAGGACCAAACGGAACUUGCACGAGCCUGGGUAUCUGAUCGGAACGACCAGUAUGUUGGUGCGGCCGUUAGAACGAGGGUGAUCACCUAUAAAGAGGUUACUAUGCCCGACACUAUUACGCUGAUUGAAGGGUAG
This is a messenger RNA of Penicillium verrucosum, 327 nucleotides long. RefSeq lists its product as uncharacterized. Lineage: Eukaryota; Fungi; Ascomycota; Eurotiomycetes; Eurotiales; Aspergillaceae. The record is from RefSeq and is a predicted model, not a curated record. The transcript is spliced from 4 exons. Bases 1 to 327 code for a protein of 108 amino acids.